Messenger RNA from Suillus bovinus, 494 nucleotides. RefSeq lists its product as uncharacterized. The record is from RefSeq and is a predicted model, not a curated record. The annotation marks the transcript as partial. The transcript is spliced from 2 exons. Lineage: Eukaryota; Fungi; Basidiomycota; Agaricomycetes; Boletales; Suillaceae.
AUGUCAACACCAAAAUGUCUCAAACAACCACUACCGCGACAAGCUGGGGCUGAGGAUCCUACCAUGCCAAGUCCAGAGAGCUUUAAAAAGCCACACUUUACACUUGCCAGUGUUGCAGCCCUGUAUUCAAAUUCCUUCACACCAGGUUUCAGCAAUGCAGAGCAUCAUGCUGCAGCUCAUGCUUUGCUCAGGCAUCAAUCACAUCAAGACAGCACCCACUAUCACACAAAGACCCCCAGCGGUCUUCAUCCCUCAUUUAUCAAGUUUAACAAGAUCUUGACAUUCCAGGAUCAGAAGAUGAUAACCCACGAGGAGUUUGUAGAAGCUGCACUUGAGAACAUUUUUGAUGCGCUUUGUAUGCAAGACCAACUGGAUGGUGGAAUCUCACUUCUCAUUCGUUGCCCUGGGUCUCAGGCAACAGACAGUCUGACGGCUGAACAUAUCGCUGUCAAUGUCUAUGUCACUCCCGUGAACUUCACAAGUUCCCAGAACAG